GUUUCACUUCCGGGGGCGCCGGAGUUUUGUUUCCGGGCGGGGGGGGCAGCGGCGGCGGCGGCGGCGCGCGGGGAUGCCGGAGAUCGGGGUCCGCCAUGUGGUGUCCGCGAGCAGCGCCGACCCGACUCACUGCGCCGAGAACCUGCUCAAAGCCGACACCUACCGCAAGUGGAAGGCGGCGCAGGCGGGCGAGAAGCAGCUGUCGGUCAUCCUGCAGUUCGAGAAGGAGGAGCGGAUCCACAGCAUUGACGUGGGCAACGAGGGCUCAGCCUUCGUGGAGGUGCUGGCCGGCAGCUCUGCCUCACCCAGCGAGCAGGACUACGAGGUGCUGCUGGUCACCUCGUCUUUCAUGUCGCCCUCGGAGAGCAAGGCUGGCACCAACCUCAACCGGGUCCGGAUGUUCGGCCCGGACAAGCUGGUGAAGGCAGCAGCAGAGAAGAAAUGGGACCGGGUGAAAAUUGUCUGCACCCAGCCCUACACCAAGACCCUAGCGUAUGGGCUGUCUUUUGUGAAGUUCCACUCGCCACCCGAAAACAACGAAACACAAUCAAAAUCUGCCUCCCCGAAGGUGACCAAGCUGGGCCAGUUUAAGGUGAAGGACGAGGACAGCAGUUCUGCCUCAAUGAGGCCCGGGGCCCUGUUCUUCAGCCGAGCUAGCAAACCGCUUCUCACACCACCCAGAGCCCCGCAGACGGAGGAACCGUCCCCCAGCUACGCCGUGGCCACCCUCCAGGCCAGUACACCCAGCGCUGCCGCCUCCUCCCCCUCCCCACCCGCUGCAGAGAAACCCACCGCCAGGACCUCCCCGAGCCGCGCUGCAGCCUCCCCCAAGGAUCCGGCUCCCACCAAGAGGAAGUUUGAGUUCAGCAAGGAGAACUCGGUCCCCGCCUCUGCUCGGAAGCCUGACCCCGAGGCCCCCCACUCCAUGCAGCCAGCCCCCAAGAAGCCCAAAGCCCCAGAGCCACCCCCCAGCAGGCUGCCGGCCCACAAGAAGCAGCCGAAGGAGCCGUCGCCGGAGGGGGCAGGGGAGGAUUUUCAUAGGCUCCUGCAGGGGACGGUCUUCGUGCUGAGCGGCUUCCAGAACCCCUUCCGCUCCGAGCUGCGGGACAAGGCGCUGGAGAUGGGCGCCAAGUACCGGCCCGACUGGACCCCCGACAGCACCCACCUCAUCUGUGCCUUCGCCAACACCCCCAAGUACAGCCAGGUGAAGGGGCGCGGGGGCACCAUUGUGCGGAAAGAGUGGGUGCUGGACUGCCACCGGGCCCGGCGGCACCUGCCCUGCAAACGGUACCUGAUGGACGGUCCUCCUGCCUCGGGCAGCGAGGAGGAAGAGGAGAGUGAGGAAGAGCCGCCUGCCCGGCCCCGCAAGACCCCCUCCCCCCGACAGAGAGCCGGGCUGCCUAGCUCCAACCACCAGGGCAAGGCGCCUGCCAGGGCCCUGCCGCCUCAGGGUGAGUCCUCGGGGGAGGAGACAGAGCCCGGCACAUCCUGGGCCAACGCCGGCAACUCGCGGGCCGGGGGGGAGAGCUCCCCGGCCUCCACGGACAGCGGGGAGCCUGCAGGGGCGAGAGACAGCGGGGAGGGCGACUCCGGCGACACAGACGAUGAGCUGAGGAGGGUGGAGGAGGAGCACCGCAAGAAGCAGCAAGCGGGUCGGGAGGCAGCUCCGGACCCCGAUGACGACCCCUAUGGUGGGUCUACAGAUGAGAACACAGAUGUAGAGGAGGAGCCAGAUCAGCCCAUCCCGGAGCUUCCUGAUUUCUUCGUGGGCAAACGCUUUUUCCUCUAUGGCGAGUUCCCCUCCCAGGAGCGACGCCUCCUGAAUCGCUACAUCACGGCGUUCAGCGGGGAGGUGGAGGGCUACAUGAACGAGCGGGUGAACUACGUCAUCACGGCCCAGGAGUGGGACGACACCUUCGAGGAGCUCUUUGAGCCCGUGAGCUGCACCUACACCUACCUGCUCGCGGAUCGGAAGACCAAGGAGGCGGUUCUGAUCGACCCGGUUCUGGAGACGGCCAAGCGGGACGCGGAGCUGGUGAGGGAGCUGGGCCUCAACUUACUGUACGCAGCCAACACCCACUGCCAUGCAGACCACAUCACGGGCACCGGGCUGCUGAAGACGAUGCUCCCAGGCUGCCGCAGUGUGAUCUCCCAGGACAGCGGGGCCUUGGCCGACAUCCUCCUCCGCGAGGGCCACGCCCUGGAAUUCGGGGCCUUCGCCCUGGAAACCCGCUCCACCCCCGGACACACGGACGGCUGCCUGACCUACGUGCUCAGUGACAGGACCAUGGCCUUCACCGGGGACGCCCUGCUGAUCCGGGGCUGCGGCCGCACCGACUUCCAGCAGGGCUCCCCGGAGACCCUGUACCGCUCUGUGCACGAGAAAAUCUUCACGCUCCCCGGAGACUGUCUGAUCUACCCCGCCCACGACUACACGGGCCAGACGGUGUCCACGGUGGAGGAGGAGAGGACCCUGAACCCCCGACUGACCCAGAGCUGCGAGGCCUUUGUCCAGCUGAUGAACAGCUUGAACCUUCCUCAACCCCAACAAAUUGAUUUUGCUGUCCCAGCGAACCUCAAGUGUGGGAUACAGGAUGCAGCGACUUAGCCCAGCCCUCUUUCUCUAAUGCCCCGCCCCCUUGUAUUAAGCCCCACCCACCUCAUCAUAGGGCACACCCUCUCAUUGACCCUUAUGAUGAUGGAAGGUCCUUUGGCCUGGGGCUGGCUGUCCCUGACUCUCACUCUGGUCCCUCCCUUAAGCGAAAUCUGGGGGCUCCCUGUUUGGGGUCCUGAGUGGGAGGGUGCAUCCCUUGACUGGGGAGGGGGUUAAUGAUCUUCAACCAUGGCAGCUUCCCGACCCCCCCUCCCCUCCCCUCCCCACCCAGUCUAGCAUUAGGGAGUUUGCACCUUCCUCUGCAUUCACUGUGGGGUGGGAGCUUCCUGCUAGCCUCCCCUGGGGAGCAAAGCCCCCCCCCCUUCCCUGAGCCUGGUGUGCAGACAGCAGGGAACCCCUGCAGCCAGCAUUAGGGUCUGAGAGAGGCCCCAGGCCCCCAUAUUCUGCAUUUGAAUAACGGGGUGCCUGGGCGGACCCUGCUCAGUUCUGUCAGGCCCUGCUUCCCACCCUGUGCCUGAACUGGGGGGUCCCACCCACACUGCAGGGCUCCCUCCACUUGCUGUUUGCACCAGCUGGACUGCCUCUGCUCUGUGGGGCGUCGGCACCCGUGGGCCUAGAGCUGGGAGCGGGUGUUCCCCACUCUGGGCUGGAAGGGGGGGGCCCUCUUUAUGAAUGGGGCUCAGUCUUGGGGAGGGAGGGGGUUGGAAAUGAACCACUGCUGAGAGAAUAAAGUUGUGCUGGACCCAG
Molecule: messenger RNA, 3361 nt
Organism: Caretta caretta (loggerhead turtle)
Lineage: Eukaryota; Metazoa; Chordata; Testudines; Cheloniidae
Product: persulfide dioxygenase ETHE1, mitochondrial
Biological process (GO): single strand break repair; hydrogen sulfide metabolic process; double-strand break repair via nonhomologous end joining
Cellular component (GO): nucleus; mitochondrion
Molecular function (GO): sulfur dioxygenase activity; damaged DNA binding
Source: RefSeq, a predicted model, not a curated record